Messenger RNA from Fibroporia radiculosa, 1482 nucleotides. RefSeq lists its product as uncharacterized. The transcript has 12 exons. Lineage: Eukaryota; Fungi; Basidiomycota; Agaricomycetes; Polyporales; Fibroporiaceae. Gene Ontology annotation, cellular component: plasma membrane. The record is from RefSeq and is a predicted model, not a curated record. Gene Ontology annotation, molecular function: transmembrane transporter activity. Gene Ontology annotation, biological process: transmembrane transport. The coding region runs from base 1 to 1482 and encodes 493 amino acids.
AUGAGCGCAGAAGAACUAAAGAAUGGGACCGGCGUUAGCGCAGCUGACGCUGAGCAGUAUGACUAUACUUCACAGACCGAGAGUGAUGUCGACCCGAAGAUUCGAUUUCCUUGCGUAGAUGAGAGGAAGCUUAUGUUCAAGGUAGACAUGCACGUUGUACCGAUUCUGUGUAUUAUGUACCUCAUGGCUUUCCUUGACCGAGUCAAUAUCUCCAAUGCAGCUCUAUUCGGUCUCGAGACGGAUCUCAAGCUCGUAGGAACUCAGUUUAACACUGCCCUCGUCAUCUUCUUCGUUCCAUACGUUGUUUUCGAUAUUCCCUCGAAUAUCUUAUUAAAGCGUUUCAAACCACAUGUUUGGCUUUCCGUGUGCAUGUUCCUUUUUGGUCUUUUCGCCAUCUGUCAAGGGUUAGUUCAUACCUAUAGCGGAUUGCUGGCGUGUCGGUUCUUCUUGGGCGUGGCUGAGGCGGGAAUUUUCCCUGGAUGCUUUUACCUUUUGGCGAUGUGGUAUAAGCGCUCAGAGGCGCAAAAGAGAUUCAGUUUCUUUUUCUGUUCAACGACAUUGGCGGGUGCAUUUGGUGGAUUGCUCGCUACUGCGAUUGGAAAAAUGGAUGGCUUACGCGGGUAUCGUGGGUGGCGAUGGAUCUUCAUUCUAGAGGGGGUUGGAACCUGUGUUAUCUCCCUCCUGCUCUUUUUUGCUAUUGCGGACUUCCCAGAGGAAGUACAAUGGUUGACGAAUGAUGAAAAGGAGUACAUUGAAGCACGCCUACAUGCAGACGUCGGACAGUCGAGAAGACACGACAAGCUGACUUGGAAAAGUGGCUUGGCAAUUUUCAAAGAUUAUAAAAUCAUAGCGGGUGGAUUCAUGUACCUUGGGCUUAUUGUACCCGCAUAUGGCUAUACUUAUUUCGCACCCUCAAUUAUUGAGUCGCUCGGGUACAGUGCAAUCCACACGCAGCUGCUUUCCGUUCCUCCUUGGGCAUGCAGCUUCGUAUUCGCUAUGCUCAUCGCGACCGUGUCUGAUCAUAUCCACCAUCGAUUCGCUUUCGUAGUCGUCCCUUCAUUGAUCAGCCUUUCUGGCUUUAUUGUUCUGCUUCGGGUGCACGACAAGCCACACGUUCAGUAUGGUGCACUGUUCCUUGCGGCAAUAGGCGCAUUCACGGCAAUGGGGGUCAUGAUUUGCUGGUUCCACACAAAUCUUGCUGGCCACCAGAGACGUGCUGUGGGUUCAGCCUGGCAAAUCGGUUUUGGGAACAUCGGUGGUAUUAUUGCCGUGUACUCUUUCCUCGCGAAGGAUGCGCCGAAGUACCUUCUGGGAUACAGGGUCUGCAUCUCGUUCACCUGUCUCUCAAUUUUUGCCGACAUCGUUUACUUCUUCGGUGUCCUCCACGAGAACCGAAAGCGGGAUCGUGCGGACACUGCGAUCUCAGAGGACGAGAAGGCCACGAUGGGUGAUCUGAACCCCGACUAUAGAUAUGUACUGUGA